GGAUACCGAUGAAGGCGAUGAAAAGAAAAAACCAUUAGUAGAUAAACUACCAAGACCAAGAGAGGUUAAUGAUGGUGAUGACGAUGAUGGUGGUGGUGGUGAAGUUGAAGCUGAAGUCGAAGCUCAUGCAGAAGAAACAAAGAAAGAAGAGGAUUAUGGAAAUAAUUCUCCCGUGGUAGUUAGAUUAACUCCGAAACAAAUGUCUGGGAGACAAGAAACCGAGGUUAAACACAUCGUUUUUGGGAUAGCUGGUUCAUCAAAUCUAUGGCACAUCAGAAAAGAGUACAUUAAGAUAUGGUGGAGGCCUAACAAAACAAGAGGAGUAGUGUGGCUAGAUCAGAAAGUGAAAACUCAAAAAAAUGAGGGCUUACCCAACAUUCAUAUCUCUGGGGACACUUCAAAGUUUAGGUAUACAAAUCGUCAAGGACAAAGAUCAGCUUUAAGGAUAUCAAGGGUGGUGACAGAGACAUUGAAACUUGGGAUGAAGGAUGUGAGAUGGUUCGUGAUGGGCGAUGAUGACACCGUGUUUAUGGUUGAUAAUGUGGUUAGAAUUCUUUCUAAAUACAACCAUAAUCACUUUUAUUAUAUUGGAAGCUCAUCCGAAAGUCAUGUUCAGAACAUGCAUUUCUCAUAUGCCAUGGCAUAUGGUGGUGGAGGAUUUGCCAUAAGCUACCCACUUGCCCAAGAAUUAGCAAAGAUGCAAGAUCGUUGCAUUCAACGAUACCCUGCUUUGUAUGGUAGUGAUGAUAGAAUUCAAGCUUGCAUGGCCGAGCUAGGUGUGCCUCUAACAAAGGAAGCUGGCUUUCAUCAGUAUGAUGUGUAUGGAGACCUGUUAGGGCUUUUAGGGGCACAUCCAGUGGCACCACUUGUAUCACUACACCACCUUGAUGUAGUGCAACCGAUAUUCCCAAGGAUGACAAGAGUAUCAGCCUUAAAACACCUGAUGAAAUCAGUGAAUGAGGACUCAGGCAGCAUAAUGCAACAAUCAAUAUGUUAUGACAGACAUAAUUAUUGGUCAAUAUCUGUUUCGUGGGGGUAUGUGGUUCAAAUCCUAAGGGGAGUAUUGUCCCCUAGAGAAAUGGAGAUGCCAUCGAGAACCUUUCUGAACUGGUAUAGAAGAGCCGAUUACACUGCAUAUGCUUUCAACACAAGGCCUGUUGCCAGACACCCUUGUCAGAAACCCUUUGUUUACUACAUGACCAACACUCAUUUCGAUUCCACCACAAAACAAGUUAUUGGUGUUUAUAAUCAUGACAAAUCCAAACCCCCUUUCUGCCGAUGGAGAAUGAAUUCACCAGAAAAAAUAACCUCUGUUGUAGUAACGAAAAAACCAGAUCCCUUACGCUGGAAAAAGUCACCAAGAAGGGAUUGUUGUAGAAUAUUAUCGCCACAGAAGAAAGCAACUACUCUAUACUUAUGGGUGGGCAGUUGUCAAGAGGGCGAAGUCACUGAAUUGUAGCAUGUGAACCCUUACAAUGUUUUCUCUUUUCUCAUUCUUAUUUUUAAUACACUUCAAG
This is a messenger RNA of Vigna umbellata (rice bean), 1517 nucleotides long. RefSeq lists its product as uncharacterized. NCBI's taxonomy places the organism in Eukaryota, Viridiplantae, Streptophyta, Magnoliopsida, Fabales, Fabaceae. The record is from RefSeq and is a predicted model, not a curated record.